CACCUAUUUACCCCGGAUUUGAAAAUCGGGACUAACAGAGAUCUCUGAAAGGAAAGAACAAUUUCGAUUCUAGCACACGACACUAACGACCUCUAACUCUUACUCUUUUCAACCAUUUCCAUGGAAAGCUAACCUGCAAUCAUUUAGUAAUUGGCUUCUUAAUAAUCGUCACUCGUUCAAUUCUCGACUGAUAUUUCGCCUUUCUCUGCUUGAAAUAGAUCAAUUUCGAAAUAGACGAACAUCAAUGUGGUCAUUCGGAACUACUAUGACCAUGGCGAAGGAUAGAGAACCCUCUCAAGAAAAACCUCUUCCACCCUCACAACAUUCACAGCCUCUUCAACCUUCCCAGUCCACUGAAAACACGAUACAACCAUUUCAACCCCGACCGCCGAUAUUUUCGGAACGAUCGCUGAAACAAUUGGGGUUGUUCUUCGGAGGCGCAGGCUUUAUGUUUCUUUCAACCUUGAUUACGAGGCGUUCAGUAACUAGGAAAUAUAUGGCUACAGUACCUAAAUUCUACAACCAAAGCAACCGACCAGCAAUCAAGGCGCCAUCCGACGGUUCCUUAAUAGCUCUAGAGGCUCUGAAUUUAGCUACCCUUAAUGUCAUGGGAUUCGGAAUCAUGACUACUGGUGGCCUAGCAUGGGCUUUUGAUGUCUCUAGUGUUGAUGAUUUAAGAGCGAUGGCACGACGAAGUUACGGAAUUCGCGGUGGUCAGACUGACGAGGAAGCUGAACGAGAGAUCGAAGAAUGGAUCGCCAGCGUUCUUGGGAGAAAAGAGGAAAAGGAGAAGCAGGAGGCCAAAUCUUCAAAGAAUGACUAAACGUCACCAAUAAUUCGAGCAAGCUAGACAUCUAGCUAACGAGUAAGGGAGUUAAAUCUAUGUCUAAGAUACAUAUAAGGACAGCCACGAUACUCAACGCUUGACGCCCGACGCCCAAUAGCUGAACUAAUGCGGUGUAAGCCCACUGGUUACGCAUGCCUGGCCAUGAUCGGCAUGUCAUCGACGAUUCGGCGAUUGGUUAUCUCGACCAGGCAAGAUCCUGAGCUAAUCAAGCCACCCGAUCUCGCUUCGUCUUAGGUAUCAACCUCCCGCGGUCUAAAAGACGCACUUGUAUCUGGAGCUGGGUACCUGUACAAAUACCUUAGUAUCUAUAUCAUACAUCUAUUAAUGCCUUGAUGUUAUCCUGCUCCUCAUCACUCUUGGAGUCGCAUUGCCUACCUUGGUAGCUAGUCAAUCGCUUUCACCCUACAGAUG
Messenger RNA from Annulohypoxylon maeteangense, 1258 nucleotides. RefSeq lists its product as uncharacterized. The transcript has a single exon. The record is from RefSeq and is a predicted model, not a curated record. The coding region runs from base 245 to 823 and encodes 192 amino acids. NCBI's taxonomy places the organism in Eukaryota, Fungi, Ascomycota, Sordariomycetes, Xylariales, Hypoxylaceae. Gene Ontology annotation, cellular component: mitochondrion.